AUGUUGUUCAAAAGUAAACCUAAAAUUCCUCCGGUCGCUGACCCGAGCACAAGUGCGCAGACUCAAGCUCCGAUGCGCAGCUCGCAGUUGGAUGCCUAUGUGGCUGCGCGCCAACAGGCGGGCGGUGCUCGUGACCCCUACGGGGCACCAGGCGGAGGCGCCGUGCGUGAUCCGUAUGGCGCGCCCAGUGCAGGCGCAGCACGCGAUCCCUACGGCGCGCCUAGUAUGGACAACACACGUGCAUCCUUCAGCUCGCGUAGCUCGGUCUCACGUAGCGGCGCAGCGCCCGGUCCGCCUCCUUCCGACGCUGAUCUUCUGGCCGAAUACGGCAGUGGAUCAGCGCCACCCCCACCACAGGGCACGUACAUGACACCAGGUGCUCCAUCGUACCGUGACCCGUACUCUCAGGACCAACUGGAUACGGCACUAGACCCGGAAGAAGAGGAGAUCCAAGCGAUCAAGUACCAAAUCCGCAACACCAAACAGGAGAGUCUUAGCAGCACUCGCAAUGCGCUUCGUCUCGCGCGAGAGACCGAGGAGACAGCUACAAACACAAUGAUCAAGCUCGGCGAGCAGAGUGACAGUAUUGGCGACACGGAACGCAGCCUGGAUAUUGCCAAGGCCCACGCUUCGCGUGCGGAAGACAAUGCCCGCACGAUUGCGCAGCUCAACCAAUCCAUUUUUCGUCCCAAAUGGAAACGGAACAAGCAAGCGAAGCGCGAUGCAGAAGAGGCCCGGGCCGUACAGCGCCAUAUCGACGAGCGUAUGGAGCGUGAGUUGACUCGUGCUGAAAUGCUCUCAUCGCAGCGCCGUGUCGAAGAAACUGUGUCGAAUACUAGUAUGUUUGGUAAGAUGAGGCAGCGUUUCAACUCGAAAGAUGACACGAUUGCCGAUCCCUCGACGGAGCGUGAACGAUACCAAUUCGAGGCUACGCAGAGUGAUGAUGAGCUCGAGGAUGAGCUGGACAGCAAUCUGGACGAAAUCUCAGCGCUGAGUUCGCGUAUGAACCUGCUGAGCCGCGCUAUGGGCCAGGAAGUGGACGAACAGAACAAGCGUCUCCAGCGUGUGAGCGACAAGACUACGUCUCUUGAUACGCGUAUUUACGCAGGCACAAAGCGUCUUGAGCGUCUCAAGUAG
Malassezia pachydermatis is the source of this 1137-nucleotide messenger RNA. RefSeq names its product protein transporter sec9. Gene Ontology annotation, molecular function: syntaxin binding; SNAP receptor activity. The record is from RefSeq and is a predicted model, not a curated record. Gene Ontology annotation, cellular component: plasma membrane; SNARE complex. Gene Ontology annotation, biological process: vesicle fusion; exocytosis. The transcript has 3 exons. Bases 1 to 1137 code for a protein of 378 amino acids. Lineage: Eukaryota; Fungi; Basidiomycota; Malasseziomycetes; Malasseziales; Malasseziaceae.